ACUAAAUGAACUCAACUUUUCAACUUGGCUCACUGAAAACUGAUUGAAUUGAGGUUGCGGUGUCAUUGGCAACUUUUGGACUGACACAGUGGAUUUGGAGACUCAGAUCACUUUUGGAGUAUAGCAACAAACAUAUGCAGUGAUUUUCCUUUUCAUCCAUAUUCAGCAAUGCGCAGUCAAAACCAAUGAAGCCUGCAGUGUGUUAGAGCAGUCUUUUAAGAGCUUGCGGGCCUUGUUUCUUCUUUCAAGGCCUUCACUUUCCCUGUGUCUGAGUCCAAGAGAAGAGUGAGGAUGCCCGUUGCCCUUGGUGGUCCAGUGGGCUACACUCCGCCCGAGGGAGGUUGGGGAUGGAUGGUGGUGGUUGGUGCCUUCAUUUCCAUUGGCUUCUCCUAUGCAUUCCCCAAGUCCAUCACUGUGUUCUUCAAAGAAUUGAAGUCAUUUUCCAAUGUGACCAGCAGUCAGGUGUCAUGGAUUUCAUCAAUUAUGCUCGCUGUUAUGUAUGGCGGAGGUCCAAUUAGCAGUAUUCUGGUAAAUAAAUAUGGGAGUCGUCCUGUCAUGAUGGCUGGGGGUUGCCUGUCUGGAAUCGGCCUCAUAGCGGCUUCCUUUUGUAAUUCUGUGCAAGCGUUGUACUUCUGCAUUGGUGUUGUGGGAGGCUUGGGCCUUGCAUUCAAUCUCAACCCUGCUCUCACUAUGAUUGGAAAGUACUUCUACAAGAGACGGCCUAUCGCUAAUGGACUUGCCAUGGCUGGUAGCCCGGUCUUUCUUUCCACUCUUGCCCCAAUAAACACGUGGUUCUAUGACCAGUUUGGGUGGAGAGGAAGCUUCUUGAUUCUGGGUGGUCUUCUCCUAAACUGCUGCGUCGCUGGUGCCCUCAUGCGCCCCAUUGGACCCAAACCCAAACCACCAGAGAAGACCAGUGAGAGGUGCACUAUGUCUCAGAGAAUUAACAGUUUCAUUGACUUGUCCUUGUUCAAACACAGAGGGUUCCUGCUCUACAUCAUGGGCAAUGUCAUCAUGUUCUUCGGUCUCUUUACUCCCCUCGUGUUUCUCAGUAAUUACGCAAAGAGCAUCCACAUUCCUAAAGAGAAAGCUGCCUUCUUGCUGUCCACGUUGGCUUUUGUGGACAUGGUUGCCCGGCCCUCGAUGGGGCUGGUGGCUAACACAAAAUGGAUCCGCCCCAGAGUGCAGUACUUUUUCGCCGCCUCUGUGCUGUACAAUGGAGUGUGUCAUCUCUGUGCUCCCAUUUCCACAGACUACAAAGGCUUCGUUAUCUAUUCCAUGUUCUUUGGCUUUGCUUUCGGAUGGCUAAGUGCUGUGCUGUUUGAAACACUCAUGGACCUGGUGGGAGCGCAGCGUUUCUCCAGUGCCGUAGGGCUGGUCACUAUUAUUGAGUGUGGUCCUGUGUUGCUAGGACCCCCUCUGCUUGGGAAGUUCAAAGACAUCUAUGACGACUACAGGUAUACCUACCAGGCCUGUGGAAUUCUCCUGGUCGUAUCCAGUGUAUUCCUCUUUCUUGGAAUGGGUCUCAACUAUCACCUCCUGGACAAAGAGAAAAAAGAGGAGGAGCACCUGGCCAGAGUUGGGGGCAGUAGGAAAAUAAAGACUGAGGAGAUAGAAACUAGGAAUAUGGAAGAAGCUACCUAAUGCAUCUUUGUCACUCCUCUCCAAGAAUGCCCAGUAAUUUAGGUUGUAUUCAAUUUCAAGACACAGAUUGAAUGCAAAAUUAUGAGCACAAUUUGUAAACAUCUGUCCACUAUUUUUUCACUAUUUGUUUUAAGUAUUCUGCACUUAUGCACUGAUCCUUCUUACAAGCAUAAAAAGCCUUAUUGUUUAUUUCUGUUAUGGUGUAUGUAAUGUAUGGUGUAAAGUAAAAGUACAGAUAC
Molecule: messenger RNA, 1883 nt
Organism: Periophthalmus magnuspinnatus
Lineage: Eukaryota; Metazoa; Chordata; Actinopteri; Gobiiformes; Gobiidae
Product: monocarboxylate transporter 1-like
Biological process (GO): monocarboxylic acid transport; transmembrane transport
Cellular component (GO): membrane
Molecular function (GO): monocarboxylic acid transmembrane transporter activity
Source: RefSeq, a predicted model, not a curated record